This is a messenger RNA of Thalassophryne amazonica, 3791 nucleotides long. Its product is annotated as protein NLRC3-like. Lineage: Eukaryota; Metazoa; Chordata; Actinopteri; Batrachoidiformes; Batrachoididae. The record is from RefSeq and is a predicted model, not a curated record. Gene Ontology annotation, molecular function: protein binding.
AAGACCGUGAGAGUCCACCCCCAGGAGUCCCCAUUGCAGAGUUUUGAUUCCAUAUAACCCCGUCCAACAAAAGUUGACAACAUGAAUCCCUCGAGGGCUAUAAAAAGCCAGAGAAAAUUUGAAAAGGGGAGAAAGCGGAAGUGGGAUCAUGGUGUGAACUCUGCUCUGGGUCAGUGUGAGCACACAGAGGGGGGGUCCUUGAAAGCCGGUCUGUGUGGGGACCAUGAGAUCCAGACCAAAGCUCAGAGGCUACAGCAGGACACAGCACACUCCGUUGGACCUGAUCCCAGCGUUAUGUCCAUGACGACAGGAUCCAUCAGAAUAAAUAUUCAUCUGGACCUGAAUCCAGCGCUGUGUCCAUGAUGAGUGAUUCGUCUAAAGAUAUUUACCUUAAUUUUAAACAGAGGAUCCAUCAGAAUAAAUAUUCAUCUGGACCUGAAUUCAGCGCUGUAUCCAUGACGAGUGAUUCAUCUAAAGAUAUUUACCUUGAUUUUAAACAGAGGAUCCAUCAGAGUACAGAAUCAUUUGAACCUGAACCCAGCGAUAUCUCUAUGAGUGAACACUCAAUGGGACUUCGCACCGAUUUUAAGGAACUUCAGCUCUCUGUUCAAAAGAGAGUGAAGCACCAGAGCUCAGAGGUUCUCAGUGUUCCAUCAAUGAGGCACGAUGAAACCCAGCUGGAAGCUACUGUUAUGGAAGCUGUAGUUGGAAAGGAACCAGAACAUCUGGAGUGUUGGAAUAAGGACGAGGAGCAGAUGAGGAGCAGCAGAGAAGCUUCUGACCUGGCUGACUGUCUGCAGAGCAGAACUUGUGCUGAAGCUUAUCGGCAGAAACACAAAUCUAAUCUGAAGCAGAAGUUUCAGCCUAUGUUUGAGGGGAUCCCGAAAGCAGGGAAGGUGACUCAUCUGAAUGAGAUCUACACAGAGCUCUACAUCACAGAGGGCGGGGUUUCAGAGGUCAAUGAGGAACAUGAGGUCAGACAGAUUGAAACAGCAUCCAGAAAAACAAAUACAAACGAAAAAACAAUCACAUGUGAAGACAUCUUCAAAGCCUCAGCUGACACACAGCCACCAAUCAGAACAGUGCUGACAAAGGGCGUGGCCGGCAUCGGGAAAACAGUCUUAACACAGAAGUUCACUCUGGACUGGGCUGAAGGCAAAACCAACCAGGACAUCCACUUCAUAUUUCCAUUCACUUUCAGAGAACUGAAUGUGCUGAAAGAGAAAAAAUUCAGCUUGGUGGAACUUGUUCAUCUCUUCUUUGCUGAAACUAAAGAAGCAGACAUCUGCAGCUUCCAACACUUCCAGGUCUUGUUCAUCCUGGAUGGUCUGGAUGAGUGUCGCCUCCCUCUGGACUUCCACAGCAGUGAGAUCCUGACUGAUGUCACAAAGCCGAGUUCAGUGGAUGUUCUGCUGACAAACCUCAUCAGGAGGAACCUGUUUCCCUCUGCUCGCCUCUGGAUAACCACACGACCUGCAACAGCCAAUCAGAUCCCUCCUGAGUGUGUUGACAUGGUGACAGAGGUCAGAGGCUUCACUGACGAUCAGAAGGAGGAGUACUUCAGGAAGCGAUUCAGAGAUGAGGAGCAGUCCAGAAGAAUCAUCUCCCACAUGAAGACAUCACUAAGCUUCCACAUCAUGUGUCACAUCCCAGUCUUCUGCUGGAUCACUGCUACAGUUCUGGAGGAUUUGCUGGAAACCAGAGAUGUACCAGAGCUGCCGAAGACCCUGACUGAGAUGUACAUCUACUUCCUGGUGGCUCAAUCCAAAUUGAAGAUGAUCAAGUAUGAUGGAGGAGCUGAGACAGAUCAACUGUGGAAUCCAGAGAACAGGGAGAUGAUUGUGUCUCUGGGAAAACUGGCUUUUGAGCAGCUGCAGAAAGGGAACCUGAUCUUCUAUGAAUCAGACCUGACAGAUUGUGGCAUCGACAUCAGAGCAGCCUCAGUGUACUCAGGAGUCUUCACACAGAUCUUUAAAGAGGAGAGAGGUAUGUUCCAGGAGAAGGUGUUCUGCUUCAUCCAUCUGAGUGUUCAGGAGUUUCUGGCUGCUGUUUUUUUCUGGCUUCUGACCUUCACCCAGUCUGGAGUCAAUCUUUUGUCACAACAACAAAUAGCAUCCAUAAAGUCUGAAAUAUUUCAAGAUAAACCUGAACUAACACUUCUCCACCGGAGUGCUGUGGACGAGGCCUUAGAUCCAAAUGGACACCUGGACUUGUUCCUGCGCUUCCUUUUGGGUCUUUCCCUGCAGACCAAUCAGAUUCUGCUACAAGGUCUAAUGACACAGACAGACAAAACUUCAGAGACCAAUCAGGAAACUGCAAAGUACAUCAAAAAGAGGUUCAGUGAUGAUCUCUCAGCAGACAGAAGUCUCAAUCUGAUCCACUGCCUGAAUGAACUGAAGGAUCAUUCUCUCGUGGAUCAGAUCCAAGAGUGCCUGACUUCAGGAAGACUCUCCAGAGUAACUCUUUCUCCUGCUCAGUGGUCAGCUCUGGUCUUCAUCUUACUGGCAUCAGAAAAACAUUUGGACUUGUUUGACCUGAAGAAAUAUGAACCUUCACAUGAGGCUCUUCUGAGGCUGCUGCCAGUGAUCAAAGCUUCUCAAAAAGUCUUGUUAUCAGGCUGCAAUCUGUCAGAGAGAAGCUGUGAAGUUCUGUCAUCAGUUCUCAGCUCUCAGUCCUCUAAUCUAAGAGAACUGGACCUGAAUAACAACAAGCUGCAGGAUUCAGGAGUGAAGCUGCUGUCUGCUGGACUGGCGAGUCCACACUGUAAACUGGAAACUCUCAGGCUGAGUUUCUGUGAUCUGUCAGCGAGAACCUGUGAAGUUCUGGGGUCACUUCUCACCUCUCAGCCCUCUCUAAGAGAACUGGACCUGAGUGACAACGAUCUGCAAGAUUCAGGAGUGAAGCUGCUGUCUGCUGGACUGCAGAGUCCACACUGUAAACUGGAAACUCUCAGGCUGUCAGGCGCUCUGAUCACACAGGAAGGCUGUGCUUCUCUGGCCUCAGCUCUGACCUCCAACCCCUCCUAUCUGACAGAGCUAGACCUGAGCUACAACCAUCCAGGAGACUCAGUGAAGCUGCUGUCUGCUGGACUGGAGGAUCCACACUGGACUCUGGACACACUCAGGGUGGAUCCUGAUGGCGUCCAAUGGCUGAGACAAGGUCUGCGGAAGUAUUUCUGUGAACUCACUCUGGAUCCAAACACAACGAACAGAAAACUCAAACUGUCUGACAACAACACAAAGGUGGAACAUGUGUUGAAGGACCAACCGUAUCCUGAUCAUCCGGACAGAUUCCGAUAUUGGUCUCAGGUCCUCUACACAACUGGUGCCAGUGGCCGAUGUUACUGGGAGGUGGAGUGGAGGGGAAAGGUCGACAUUGCGGUAACUUUGAGUGGACAGUGCACCGACUCCAGGUUUGGAUCUGAUGAUCAGUCCUGGAGGCUGUUCUGCUCUGAUGAGGAGAAUCAUUACUCCAUCUGUCAUAAUAACAGAAAAACAGAGUUUCGUCAUUGCUAUUCGUCAUCUCACAGAGUAUCCGUGUUUGUGGACUGUCCAGCUGGCACUUUGUCCUUCUAUGAAGUCUUCUCUGAUUAUCUGCUCCACAUCUACACCUUCAACUGCACAUUCACCAAACCUCUUCGUGCCGGGUUUGGGUUCAGGUUUGGUUCCACUGUGUCUCUUUGCCGGCUGUGGGAUGAGAAAUUCUCCUCCUGUGGACUCAAGCACACUUCAGUGUGGACACCAUCAGUUUCAGAAUCAGAAGUUUAUUGCCAUUGCCAAUGAACAGGAUUC